AUGGUUGUACUGUGUGGCUAUGAGACGGUGAAAGAAGCGCUGGUCAACCAUGCUGAGGAGUUUUCUGCAAGACCCUUUGUGCCAGUGUUUUUUGAUAUGUUCAAGGAACAUGGACUUAUAUUUUCUAAUGGUAAUAACUGGAAAGCUAUGAGACGAUUCACUCUUUCUACACUGCGUGAUUUCGGGAUGGGGAAGAGAACAAUAGAAGACAGAAUCACUAAAGAGAGCCAAUGUUUGGUAAAAGUAUUGAAAGCCUACAAAGGAAAACCAUUUGAAAACACCAUGCUCAUGAAUGCUGCUGUGGCCAAUAUCAUUGUGUCCAUAUUGCUUGGUCACCGCUUUGACUAUGAUGAUCCAAAACUUUUAAGGCUUUUAACAAUAGUCAAUGAUAAUGCCAGAAAUGUUGGUACACCAAUGGUUUUGUUGUACAAUGCAUUUCCAUCUCUAGUCCGAUGGCUGCCUGGGAAUCACAGAGAUAUCAUUCCAAGCAUGGAGGAAUUGCACACUUUUAUCAGAGAAACCUUCACCAAUCAGAGGAAUCAUCUUGAUGUCAAUGAUCAGAGGAAUUUCAUUGAUGUCUUUCUUGUCAAACAAAAGGAGGAAAAGCCAAAUCCAGAGUUAUAUUUCAAUGAUACAAAUCUGACAAUGCUGGUGACGGACUUGUUUGCUGCUGGAAUGGAGACAACCUCCACCACUCUCCGAUGGGGUCUCCUGCUGAUGAUGAAAUACCCAGAAAUACAAAAAAAUGUUCAGAAGGAAAUUGAAAAAGUAAUCGGUUCUGGAGAGCCUCGACUAAAACACCGAAAACAAAUGCCAUAUACUGAUGCUGUUAUCCAUGAAAUCCAAAGGUUUGCCAAUAUCGUGCCAACAAACGUUCCACAUGCCACUACUCAGGAUGUGAAUUUCAAAGGAUUCUUUAUACCCAAAGGGACUCAAGUGAUUCCAUUACUGUAUUCUGUUCUACGAGACAAAGAGCACUUUGAGAAGCCAGAUGAGUUUUACCCUCAGCAUUUUCUGGACUCAGAGGGGAACCUUGUUAACAAUGAAGCAUUUAUACCAUUUUCUGCAGGUAAGAGAAGUUGUGCUGGAGAGACUCUAGCUAAAAUGGAACUGUUCCUCUUCUUUACAACGCUGCUGCAAAACUUCACCUUUCGGGCUCCACCUGGAGCGAAACUGGACCUCACAGGGGCUGUUGGCUUCACAACCCCUCCACUAAAGCAUGAGAUUUGCGCAAUUUCUCGUAGUUAA
This is a messenger RNA of Staurois parvus, 1248 nucleotides long. The record is from the annotation of a GenBank genome assembly. Lineage: Eukaryota; Metazoa; Chordata; Amphibia; Anura; Ranidae.